Molecule: messenger RNA, 356 nt
Organism: Cephus cinctus (wheat stem sawfly)
Lineage: Eukaryota; Metazoa; Arthropoda; Insecta; Hymenoptera; Cephidae
Product: cysteine-rich PDZ-binding protein
Exons: 1
Coding region: 9-311 (100 amino acids)
Biological process (GO): cytoplasmic microtubule organization
Cellular component (GO): dendrite
Molecular function (GO): PDZ domain binding; microtubule binding
Source: RefSeq, a predicted model, not a curated record
AUUGGAAAAUGGUAUGCGAGAAGUGUGAGAAAAAGCUGGGUCGCGUAAUAACACCAGAUCCAUGGAAAUCCGGUGCCCGUAAUACCGUGGAGAGUGGAGGUCGCAAAGUUGGUGAAAAUAAAGCACUCUCGGCAAGUAAAGCUCGUUUUAAUCCGUACACAGCUAAGUUUGAGACCUGCCGAAUAUGUCGACAAAAGGUACAUCAAGUCGGUUCACAUUACUGUCAAGCAUGUGCAUACAAGAAGGCUAUUUGUGCCAUGUGUGGGAAAAAGUUAAUGAGCACCAAAAAUUAUAAACAAUCAGCUACGUAAUAGCUACUAAUAAAUACAAUCACAAUUUGAUAAUAAGUUACUGCA